AUGUGGUCUGCGGUGGGUGCGUGUCCGCGCAGCCGGCACCGUGUGCGGCGCAGGGCCAUUGCGGCUGUGCGUGUGGCGCUUCUUGUUCUGUUGGCGCUGGUUGCGGCGGCGGCGUGGAUGCCUGCUGUGCAUGCGGUGGUGUUGCGACUGCGGGGCGGUACGGUGGAGAGAGCCAUCACGGUUGGCCGAGCCGUGGACACGGUGCUGAUGGACGGCGUGUACAUAACGAACGGCGUGGCUGUGGUGUUCGACGUUGCGGCGAUGCUUCCCGGCGCGCUGCGCAUCGAACUGAGGAACUGCGUGUGCGACGGCGGUGCGCAGAUCUACGUGCGGGGCUACAGCGGCGAGCCGGCGAGUGACCGGAGCCUGGAGGUGAGCGUGAGCGGGCUGUCCGGCGGCUACUGCUCGCUUGUGUUUGUGCACAACCUGCCGGCACACACGAACGUAACGGUCCGUGACUCGACGAUUGUGACGCCGGGGCCGAUGCGCUACUCGCAGCUGAGCGGGCUGACGAACGCGGUGGCGUCGCCGCUUGUGCUGCACGCGACGUCGCUGUUGCAGUCGCAGCUGCGUGUGAGCAGCACUGUGCUGAGGUCGUUGCAGGCGGGCGGGUCGGCGGUGUACGUUGGCGGCGGCGUGGAACUGCUGUCGAGCGCGGUAGUGCUUGACGGCGUGUCGCUGGAGGCGUCGGGUGGUCAGACGGCGUCCGCGAUGCAUGUGGCGUCCUCGUCGCGUCUCAGUCUGCGUAACCACUCGGUGUUCUCCGUGACGAACGUCUCGGUCGUGAGCAGCGGCGGCGGCAUUGUGCUUGGCGAGCGCCUUGCGGUGCUUGACUCGGUGCUGCGCUUCGUGGGCGUCGAGGGGUCUGUUGCGUCGUCGCUGGUACGCUGCGACGGUGGGAUGGUCGGUGUCGGCGGGUGGCUGGAGAUGCACGACGUG
Messenger RNA from Trypanosoma cruzi, 939 nucleotides. RefSeq names its product dispersed gene family protein 1 (DGF-1), putative. The transcript has a single exon. The annotation marks the transcript as partial. Lineage: Eukaryota; Euglenozoa; Kinetoplastea; Trypanosomatida; Trypanosomatidae. The record is from RefSeq and is a predicted model, not a curated record.